GGUUUUCUGCUGCCUCGGGUGAGUGAGAGAAAGUGAAACCGACGUGCCGCGAACAAGCGCACAGCGGCAACGAUGGUCGUUUUUCUCGGUCCUGGUGUGAAUGACAAACCAACAGCCAGUCGGCUGAGACGGAUCUCAGCGCUAUGUCUCUGAUCUGUAGGUGUCUCGUAUUUCUCCUCUUCUCUCUGGACGGGACGGCGGACGGCUCGGCUAAAGGUCACUGCCGUUGUCCUUGUGCCCGGCCUCCACCGUGGAAUUGGACUCUCCCUCCGGAUGCGGUGCACUGCUGCGGCUAUGAGAGCAAAUACCGCUACACGUGUAUGGAAGGCUACGUGAGGCAGGCGGGGACCUCCAACCUCACCAAGUGCAAAGACAGCAAGGGCGGUCCGCAGUGGUCGACACCCAAUCUCGUCUGCAUACCAGACCCAAAGAACCGGCCAUCUCAACAGACAAGCACCACGGUCCAAGGGGAAAUUUCAUCAGGCACUUCCACUAAAUCACCGACGUCUGGGAAGACAACAGAGGGGCCUCCUGGAGCAGGGCCUCCUGAAGCAGGGCCCCCUGGAGCAGGGCCUCCUGAAGCAGAGCCCCCUGGAGCAGGGCCCCCUGGAGUGACCCCACCGGCAGCUUCUGUCACGUUUGCCUCCACGCUGGCAGGGGCGAUCUCGUCUGAUAACACCACCUCGCAGGCGGAUCUGUGGUCAUCACAUCCUGUCGUCUCUGGGUUGAGCGUUACGGGAGCGCUGGUGAUCGGGUGUGCUCUGACAGGCCUCGGCUUCUUCUGGAGAAGGAGGUCACGGAGCGCCGUCCCGCAGCCGAGAGGGGAAGAACAGCUUCCAAUGAACUUGGUGGGAAACGCUCCGCUCUGAUCCGCGUCCAGCCGUCGUCGCACGGCAACGGGCGGUGUACAGACAACGGCCCGGGGGGGGGGUCGUCUGCAAUGUUGGGGGGCACAAAAGAAACGGAGAGAGACGUUGUCUACAGGGACUCUGAACCCCCCCCCCCGUCCCCACCAUGUGAUUAAAAUGUCAGUGUUUACCCCCGGGGUGUCCGGUGAAGACUGAGACUGGACGCCGUUGAGGUUUAAAACAGUUUUGUGGUCACCUUUGCAAUUAACACAAACGGUGACUGAGUGCAGAUGUAGUGUGCAGGUACACACAUUACAUGAGUAUGUCUCGUGUGUGUGUGUGUGUGUGUGUGUGUGUGUGUGUGUGUGUGCGCGUGUGCGCGCGUGUGUUUGCAGUUGUUCGUGUGGAUGCAUACAAACUCAA
Molecule: messenger RNA, 1271 nt
Organism: Lampris incognitus (smalleye Pacific opah)
Lineage: Eukaryota; Metazoa; Chordata; Actinopteri; Lampriformes; Lampridae
Gene: il15ra
Product: interleukin 15 receptor subunit alpha
Exons: 7
Coding region: 144-869 (241 amino acids)
Biological process (GO): interleukin-15-mediated signaling pathway
Cellular component (GO): plasma membrane
Molecular function (GO): interleukin-15 receptor activity
Source: RefSeq, a predicted model, not a curated record